AUGAGCAAACCAUCAAAGAACACAGAAGUAGGAUCAAUUGCGAUGCUUUCGAGGCUUAGAAUCUGUGGAAUUGCCAAUGCUGGUCGUGGAUUUCCAGUGACCCGCGGUCACAGAAGGACUUUUAAGACAGAGGCCACUCCAAGUCCUCCAAAAUUGCCAAAGGAAGAGCAGGAAGAGUUUGAAAGAUUGCAGAAAAUCGCCCAGUCACAGGAAGCUAUCGAUGCUUAUAAUCGGGAGAUAGAGGGAGACGCCACGAAGGAAAGCUUGAACUCGCCAAUGCUGACCAAAAAUGAGAUUGGGUCUUUCUCACCAGAGUUUUCGAAGACGUUGCCUGAGUUUGAGGGGGAUAAGAACCCUGAGACUGGCGAGAUUGGUGGUCCUAAGCAGGAUCCGCUGAGACAUGGAGAUUAUUCGUUCAACGGAAGGGUGACUGACUUUUGA
Molecule: messenger RNA, 441 nt
Organism: Torulaspora globosa
Lineage: Eukaryota; Fungi; Ascomycota; Saccharomycetes; Saccharomycetales; Saccharomycetaceae
Gene: SDH8
Product: Sdh8p
Exons: 1
Coding region: 1-441 (146 amino acids)
Biological process (GO): mitochondrial respiratory chain complex II assembly
Cellular component (GO): mitochondrion
Source: RefSeq, a predicted model, not a curated record